AUGUUUUGUGUUAUUGAUCUGUUGUCAGUUCCAUUUUUAGCCCUUUCAGUCACUCACACCAGUCCAUUAAUCAGCUUUUUUUUGUUUUUGUUAGGUCUGAUCUUUGUGGUUGACAGCAAUGACAGAGAGCGUGUGAAUGAAGCACGAGAGGAGGUGAUGAGGAUGUUGGCUGAGGAUGAGCUCAGGGAAGCAGUCCUGCUCGUGUUUGCCAACAAACAGGACCUACCGAAUGCCAUGAACGCUGCAGAAAUCACGGACAAGCUGGGGCUGCAUUCGCUCCGGCACAGGAACUGGUACAUUCAGGCCACAUGCGCCACAAGCGGCGACGGCCUCUAUGAAGGACUCGACUGGUUGUCCAAUCAACUGAAAAACCAGAAAUAAUGACCUCACUGUACUGAUCUUCCUUAGUUCGAUAUUCUCAACACUUGCUUUA
This is a messenger RNA of Sinocyclocheilus grahami, 433 nucleotides long. RefSeq names its product ADP-ribosylation factor 1-like. Bases 1 to 381 code for a protein of 126 amino acids. NCBI's taxonomy places the organism in Eukaryota, Metazoa, Chordata, Actinopteri, Cypriniformes, Cyprinidae. Gene Ontology annotation, molecular function: GTPase activity; GTP binding. The transcript is spliced from 2 exons. The record is from RefSeq and is a predicted model, not a curated record.